Molecule: messenger RNA, 3434 nt
Organism: Trichomycterus rosablanca
Lineage: Eukaryota; Metazoa; Chordata; Actinopteri; Siluriformes; Trichomycteridae
Gene: ccser2b
Product: coiled-coil serine-rich protein 2b
Exons: 10
Coding region: 296-3103 (935 amino acids)
Biological process (GO): microtubule bundle formation
Cellular component (GO): microtubule cytoskeleton
Molecular function (GO): microtubule binding
Source: RefSeq, a predicted model, not a curated record
UCAGUCACAGGAUCUUCAGCACUGAUACAGAGAAAUACUGUUAUGUACCCUCAUAUAUUCCUUUAUCUGCUGUAAUAGAGCGUGAUAUAGCUUGUUAUUGCGCUCAUAUGCAGUGUAAUGUCGGUUAUUAGAGCAUGAAUAGAGUGAUAAAUGUGAAUAUCGCUUGUGUAGUGGCGAGUGAUAAUGAGUGAAUGAGGUGAUCUGCUCUGGAUCUGUAGAACUGGAUUCGUUAUAACUGUCACAUCGGUUACAGCUCCAACCCUCUGCCCAGCCCCCAUGGUGGGGGAGUCGGCUAAUGGAAGACUCGUCUCUCAAGCAGCCUACUAUGGUCUCCAGACUACCGAAAUUUGGCUCUCGUGCUUCGUCUGCUCCCGGCCCCUUCACUAACGCCUCGGCCCCGGCCGUGUCCUCCGGGUGGGGUAAAGGAGUACCCGUGGGAAAGCAAAAUGGUGUCAUACGUGUCUCACCGACCCUCUCUGCAAAGGCGAAGAAGGAGAAAGAGAACGAUGAGAAAGCUCCAGAUUUAGCAGAAGAGGUUCGGACGGCCUUAUUCCCUCAGCAGCAGCUCCGCCCUCCAGGAACAGUGAGGCAAAUUAAGAAACCCUCGGCCGCGACCGGGGGCAAAGCCCAGCGGUCCAUCCCUACUGCGUCGAGUACAUUUCCAAGGACUGUCAGUCAAUCUACAAAGGCAAACCAACGCACCGCUGCCACUAAACACCCCUCCGCCAGCCAGAGAGGUGCGAAUGGAGUCGCCCCUGUCAGGGGAUCGUCCUCCAGCGACAGCCUGAGGUCCCUCCCUGUAGAGACCGUCGUGCGCUCCCAAAGCUUCACCUAUCUAAAGAAACCAUCGACUCUUACCGAUCCACCACUGACGCGAUCCUUUUCCUUCAACCGGGCGGCAGAAUUGGCUAAAGAGCUGCCCAGACCUUUGGCAGAGUCUCCGGUAGCCCGGUCUCCUGUGACUCAACCCUCCAUCGUGUCGGGUGGCGACCGAGGCGGUCCUUUUGGUGUAACAAAGCCUACAAUAGCACCAAGUACGUCAACGUUACCACCCGCAGCCCUGAAGAAAUCCCUCCUGCCCAGCUGUGCUGUUCCCAAGCCAUCAGUGCUCGGCUACAAGCUAAGUCGACCAUCGCUGGUCAAGCAGCCAUACGCAGCACGUCCAGCUAAAGCCCAGGAGAAGCUGGAAGCAACCAAGAAGGAAGCAGAUGCUCCAGAGAGUGUCCCGCCCAUUUAUGGAACGUCUAGCAACCCCGAAAGUUUCAGUACCACUCCCGAUGACCCUAAAGAGGCGGAUAGCAACCGAGGUCCAUCUCUAGAAGUUCUGGAGGACAUGUCUUUGUCUUCUACAUCAUCUCUGGAGCGUAAUGAUGUCAGCGAGGAGUACAUUGAUGACUUUGAUGACUUGGGAACUGGAGGAAUUCUACUGAUGGGGGUCCAUGGGGGUGAGAAUGGCCAGUUAGGGUACUCCGAGCACCAAGAGAGGGCAUCAGUGUCUAGUCUGCACUGCUUCGCUGCCGAAACUGUGGACUGGAGGAAGAUAGGCCUCACAGGUACCAGGAAGGCUUCUGAUGGAUCUGAUCACCGUGUUACUCAGACCCUCUCUCCAGGAAGUGAUCUACCACACGGUUCCUCUCUGGAUCUCUCACCCUCAGACAGCUCGGGUGGGACCUACAUGUGGGACGAGGAGGUUCUGGAGCCGCUGGUAGGAGGAGCGCAGCUGUGCAGGAGCUACGAUUCCAACCUGAACAGCAUGGACGUCCUCAACAACCUGGAGAACUCGUGUGAUCUGGAGGAGGAUGACCUCAUGUUGGAUGUGGAUCUGUCCGAAGACAUCUCGCUACACAGCGAUAUGGAUGCUGUGGUUCAUUAUGAUUGUUCAGACUCUGAGUUUUGGCAGUGGAGGAAGCGGCAGCAGUUCAGAGGGAGGAAGGAGAAACUACACAAUAAUAACGGUGAUGGUAUGCAGGCGUAUGACAGCUGUGGGGUUCAGGGUUCGAGCAGGUCGGCUUCAGGACUUGAAUCUCUGGAUGAGCUGAUGUUGAAGCACAUGGCCCAGGACUGUUCUUCUGUUAAAGAUCAACUGCUCCAGCUCAGGAGACUGCUGCAGAUGGAGGACGAUGGAUCAGUUGAUGAGGAGAUCAUUUCAAGUCCAUCUGAUGAAGAACAAAGCUACCAGCAACAUGUGGAGGAGCUGCUGCAGGAGGUGCAGAGGUUGAGAGAAGAACUGAAGAUGAAGGACAGGAUCAUCGCUAAACUCUCUCAGCAGGAAUCCACUCGUGAUGUGACCCACUGCCACUGCCAGCAGGGGAAGCCUGAGAUUUCCCUACAGAGACGAAGCCUGCAGGAUAGGGGCACUCAGACACCAUGGAGGGUACAAAAUCCUCAGAUACUACAGCCUUCCAGAGCCCCGGCCAGCGGGCACCUCAAGCUGGCAAGACCAUCAAGCCGAACCCACUUCGGGGCCCCCAGUGACCAUGUGGAUGCCCAGUCUGGUGACUGUCCAGUGAGGCCUCAAUCUUGGAAUCCAGUCAUACCAGUCACUGUCCCGAGUAAUGCUGCCCUUCCUUCUGCUGUACCCUCUAGUGCGCCUACCGCUACUGUCAGUGCCACCCCUGCUAUCCUGACCUCCAGCGGCCUGAACUCCGAUGAGCUCACCCUGCUCUUAAAUAACCAUCUGCGAAUCGACGACUCAAAAAACCCUGGCAUGACCACUGGCACGACCGAUACCCAUUCCAGGACGGAUGGUUCAGACAGCGUACGUGACCGUGCUCCGAGAGAGAACCACCAACCCGGAGGGGUCCACUCCCUGCGCAGAGAAGGCAUUUUAAAUAAACCAAGGGGUGGUGGUGCCCAGGUUAGCUUAGGAAGGGGAAUGCUUGGUACAUCUAAACUCCAAAUGGGUUUCAACGGUCCAUCCAGAACUAGGCAUCUACCCCCUCCGAACCGUGGGCUCCCUUGCAUUAGCUUAGCCUCCCAGGUCAUUCCGCUGGCGCCCGUUGCUCAAAGCCAGGGCAUCGCGAUGAACUCAAGAGACGCGGAGAACAAUUCAAUACGGACGCAAGAUUUAAACUCACGCCUGCCCAAACCGAAGAGCCAUUGACCCUUUCAUGAAUGCCUGUAAUCUUUCAAUCCCUCGGCCCUAUUCAAGAUGCCCCACAGAUCCCCGAUUGACAAACCCAGUAUGGACCCACUGGAAGCCAACUGGAAACACUACUGACCCCAGAGCUGCUAUUUAUUUAGUUUAUUAUAAAUAAUACAAAAAAGUUCAGGUGCCCAGAUUCCCAGAACUUUAUUUUGCUGUUCCUGCUCUCUGAUAAACACACUGUACGCAGAUCUUAUUUAUAAAUGUAUUAUAUUUAAACCAAGAAAAUAACUGACAAUCCCUCUGCUGCCUUUAAUCGCUAAUAAAUGAAAGCAAUUGACAAUUUAAA